AUGAACAAAAUACGCGAGAUUUGGAAAAGGGCGAAGGAGCGCGAAGUCGGCAAGCAUAUUCUAAUCGAGCUCAUUGAGCGGCGACCACAGUUUAAGGAUUACUUCGGUAUUCACGUUGAUGAGAAAACCGACGACGUUUACGGUUGCCGAGAGUUCAUGCUUCAGGCACAUCGCAUUCAAAACUUCCUCGACACCGCUGUAAGCUCCCUUGGUUAUUACCCAAUCGCCAACAUCCUUCAAAUGGCUUACCGGAUAGGUCAAAUUCAUUUCUACAGAGGUGUGAACUUCGGCGCCGAUAAUUGGUUGACAUUCAAAAAGGUGACCGUCGAAAUCAUAAUCGAUAGAGAGGCAAAUCCCGACUGCGUUGCCGUCAUCGGUUGGGAGAAGUUCAUGGGUUCGGUCAUACGCGAAAUGAAGCGAGGUUUUCUCGACGAGGCGCGACGAAAUUGCAACGACUCACCAUUUCGACGAUCACCAUCAUAUCUUUGA
Messenger RNA from Caenorhabditis bovis, 489 nucleotides. Lineage: Eukaryota; Metazoa; Nematoda; Chromadorea; Rhabditida; Rhabditidae. The record is from the annotation of a GenBank genome assembly.